This is a messenger RNA of Alligator mississippiensis (American alligator), 894 nucleotides long. RefSeq names its product olfactory receptor 10R2-like. The record is from RefSeq and is a predicted model, not a curated record. Gene Ontology annotation, biological process: G protein-coupled receptor signaling pathway. The transcript has a single exon. Gene Ontology annotation, cellular component: membrane. Gene Ontology annotation, molecular function: G protein-coupled receptor activity; olfactory receptor activity. NCBI's taxonomy places the organism in Eukaryota, Metazoa, Chordata, Crocodylia, Alligatoridae. The coding region runs from base 1 to 894 and encodes 297 amino acids.
AUGAGACCAGAAAAUCAAACUGUUGUGACAGAAUUCAUCCUAAUCGGAUUUUCCAAUUUUCCACAUCUGCAGAUGGUGCUAUUUGUUGUGUUUUCCCUCAUGUACAUAGUCACCCUGGCUGGAAAUAUUAUCAUCAUGACAAUCAUCAGGGUUGAUAAGAGUCUCCACAUCCCCAUGUACUUCUUCCUCGCUAUUCUCUCCUUUUCAGAGACCUGCUACACCUUGGUUAUUGUCCCCAGCAUGCUGACAAAUUUGCUAAUAGAACAUAAGACAAUUUCUUUCAUGGGAUGUGCUAUCCAGAUGUGUUUCUUCCUUGGUUUUGGAGGCACCAAUUGCAUACUGCUGGCAGUGAUGGGAUAUGAUUGCUAUGUGGCCAUAUGUAAACCCUUGCAUUACCAUAUCCUUAUGAAGCAGACAUUUUGCACCAAGAUGGUGGCCUUUUCAGCAAUAACCAGUUUUCUUUUUGCCUUGAUAGAAACGUCUUUUAUAUUUAAGUUGCCUUUUUGUAGGGCAAACCAGAUCCACCACUUCUUUUGUGACAUGGCCCCAGUGAUUAAAUUGGCUUGCACCAGGAAUUAUAUUGUUGAAAUUAUCAUUUUUAUCUUUUGCAUGUUAGCUAUAUUUCUAUCAUUCAUUUUGAUCCUGUUCUCUUAUAUGCUAAUCUUUAACACAAUCCUUAAGAUCCCUUCUGCUGAGGGGAAGCAGAAGGCCUUCUCCACCUGUGCCUCCCACCUCAUUGUGGUGGUCGUACACUUUGGCUGUGCUUCCAUUGUCUAUUUAAGGCCCAAAUCCACGUACUCCCUCGAGAAAGAUACUCUGAUUUCUGUGACUUACACAGUGGUGACUCUGUUACUGAACCCCAUUGUGUAUAGCCUGAGAAAUAAAGAUGUUUAA